AUGACCAUAAAAACAUCAGCACUUGUCUGUUCCGGCAAGGACAGCUACAGCUAUCAGCAUAACUACGUGGAUCGCGUACGCCUGGAGGAUACGAACUAUCAGCAGCAGCAUCAGCACCACCACCAGCACUACGCCCACCAUCACCAGAAGACCACACACGAUCCACGCUGUCCGCAGCUGCGCGCCGCUGGCUGGCGACACACGCACAAAUCCGUCUCGCAUCUCGAUUUGGCCACCAGCUGCCAUGGCGCAGCUGGCGCUGGCAUAGAUCACAGGCAGAGGCAACUGCUGCACCAUCAGCCGCACCACCCGCACCGCCCACAGCCGCCGCUGACGCCGCACGCACAGCCCCACUGGACGCAGUGCCGCGUGGGCAUUGCCACCGCCGUUGGCCAGGGCCAGCUGAGGAACGCGCGCUCUUUGGACUACACGCAGCUGGAGCGUGAGGAGAACGCCUUGGACAUAGCCGAGUUCUACUGGCGUUUCGAUGCGGAAGCUCCGCUUGAGCAGGUCGACAACUACGCGGUUAAUGAUAACUACGAGCCAGCAGCUCCCUCGCCUGCUGCCCCAAGCACAGCAGACACAGCAGCAGCAGCAGCAGCAGCAACAGCAGCAACGACAGCAACAACAACAGUAACAGCAGCAACAACAACAACCACUUCAACACCAGGGGCAGGUGCAACAGCAACAGUCACAGCCACAUUCCUUGACUUUGGCAGCGAAUCGUGUAGCUUGCGCAGAUCGCGCAGCUUGGCCGUGAUACGUGAGGAGACAUUUAGCGAUCUGCAAAUUGGCUCCGCAAAUAGCAGUCGCCGGCGAUCGCAGCUCAUACCGCGUGCGCGGCUAGUUAAUCGCGGUUUUUUCCGCGAAUCGCCAAGACUGCACAACAAACAGCAGCAGCAGCAGCAAAGCGCAGCGAGCGAGCAGACAGAGCCGGAGGCGGAGGACAUCCAGAGCAAUACAAGCGGUGCAACCACUUGCGAUUCGCAUCAGCAGCAGCACCAACAGUUGCUACAGCAGCAACAACAACAACAACAUAAACAUCAUCAUCAUCCACAGAGGCAGCGACAUCAGUGCGAAGCUCGUGAUUUUGACGUCUAUUACGAUAAUCUGAAACGCUUGGACGCCUUGGCAUUGGGCUUGAGUGAGCAACUGCAUCCGUGGCACAACGACAAAAGCGAUUUAGAGAGCUUGAAUUCGGAUUACUUUAAGAACUCACUGCACCAGAGCCACUCCGAGCAGCAGCAGCAGCAGCAGCCGUCCUCUCUAGAGUUCGAGGCACUUGAGCAGGCAGUCACCCUGCUGAGCGAGAGGCCACGCAUCUACCAAUCCCGGCGACAGCAGCAGCAGCACAGGGCCCACCAUCACUGCCAUCAGCAGCGGCACAUUGAUCUGGGCGGCGAGUCGUGCCCAGAGCUGAGUCAGAGCAGCGUCUUCCCAGAGACAACCACCAGCAAUUCGGACGACCAAACCGACAGCCCCUCGCUCUCCGAACAGGAAUACGAUCUGACGCGCAUUGAGCAAAUCUUCCAGCAAAGUGAUUCGGGUGCAGCCGAGGAGAGCUACGAGCUGAUCAGCCUAACGACUACGACACGCACACGAUUCGAGAGCAGCGAAGACGAGCACGGCGGAGAGGGCGACUUGACCGAGGCUGAGCAGAGCCUAGCCACGCCCACUGAGACAGCAGCCAGCGACAGCGACGGCACACUAAAGCGAACACACAGCGAACAGUUGGAUAAGCUCAUUGCCUACGACUCGGUCUAUUUAUCGUCCGAAGAAAGCUCCGAGUGCACUCUGAUAGGCGAGAGCUGUGAGAGCUUUGAGAAGCGCACGUUCACGAGCUGCCUGGAGAGCGGAGAGCUAGAAACACGAAGUCUGCUGCAUAUAUCCAUAGAAGACACUGUGUACGAGCCGCAGCCGAAGCAGCAGAAGAAAGGAGAAGAGCUAGAGGGUGAACGAGAGGCAAAGAAAGAGCAAGAACAGGAGCAAAAGCACAAGCAGGAGCAGCCAUUGCUGACCACAGCCAAGGUAGAGGCACAGAUAUACACACAGGUGCUCAAGGUCGAGCAGGCRCCUUGCAGCAGCAGCAACAUCAAUGUGGGCGUCACCUCAAGUGCAGCGAGCAAGCCGAGAAUAUUGAGUGUGGUCGAGAAGCGGAAAUUGAAGCAGGAAGAGCUAAAGCAGCCAGCUCCGCCCGAGCUGAAGCGACAGGCCACAGACACCUUUGUGGCGACAGCGACGCACAAAUCGAAUCUCGUCGAGAACCAGUAUCACAGUCUGCCGGAUGUGAAUAUUGGUGUUAGUCUGAAAGUUUGCGAAAACAUUGACAAGGAGCUCCGGACAUCCUACAAUCUACAGCGUCAGCAGCAGCGCAAGGAGUCCAAGCGCCAGAAAGGACAGAGCGGGGAGAGCGGCGAGGUGACACGGGCAGAGACAUACGAUUCCAUCAGACGCUUCGGCCGUGCCCAUCAGAAGGCCAGGCAAAAGGAAUACGAGGAGCGUGAAAGGCAGCGCGAGAGGGCAGACUCCACUCACGCAGCGAAAAAGGAAACUCAGCAGGAGGCGGCAGCACCGAAGCAAAGUCAAGUGCAGAAAAGCGAAGAAGCUGUGCAACAGGAAUUUCCCGCGCCAAUUGAGGUGGAAAUAGAUGCGGAGCAGUGCAUUGAAGCGGAAGAGCAGCCACUGCCCCCACCGCCCCCACCCAUUGCAGACGAGGAGCUUAACGAACACCAUUCAAGCAACGAACAAAGCGUAAACGAUAACAAUAACGAUAACGAUAACCAAUCAGUGUCCCUCUUGCAGCUAGAGCAACCGAAAGAGGCGCCCGUUAUUGAGGUGGCAAAUUUCAGCAAGCUAAUUGAGCGACGUGCCCAGGAGAUCCGUCAACGAGCCAAGGAGCGGCCCGAGCCACCAGAGCAGACAGAGCAGCCCCCAUCCUUUCGCAUCAUUGUCACCGACGCACAGAACAACAUAAUUCAAACGGAGGCGAUCCAAGAGGAGCCAAGCAAGUCAAGCUCAGCCACUGCACCCCCGAAUUCCGGGCACCCCAGUUCGCAGCGUUCGUUGCGUCGCGCCAGCAGCUCAGCAGGAGGCAAGCCGCCAGAGCGACGAGUGCUCAGCGCCGGAGCGUCCAUUUAUAAGGCCAGACCCAUAAAGGUGCUGUCAACAGCCGGCAGCGAUUCAUUCGGACGACAGAAAAUGUCGCGACCACAGAUUCUGCAUGUUGUGGACAGCAGCAAUGCCAGUGGAGCCGGCAGCCUGCGGCGACGCAGCAGUGCCCGCAGCAUGGCCAGCACAGUCAGCAACGAGAGCGGCGAGGUGGCCACGGAGUAUCUGCAAAAAGUUGAUGCGGUGAAAUGUUAUUGGAACCGGCUGGCGGGCAAUGAGCCAGGCACUGAGGCAGCCAAUAAGGAGCCGAGCUCGCGGCUAAGUUUCCAGCUGGGCACCAAAGUGACGUCGGCGCCAGAGGGCGAGAAGCCAGCAGCAGCAGCAGGCARCAGCGGCGACUACUGCAGCAUCAUGCCGCCCUCGAUUGAGAUUGUGGAGCUGGGCGAUGGUGCUCAGAAGGCAACGAUUGUGAGUGCGGCGCCGCAGGAGCGGCAGGAGGGCGUCGAUGAUGACGAGGACGCGGCACAGUUCGAUCAUAUACGCUACAAGGUGCUCAAGUCGCAGCAGCUGAUUCGCAGCAACAUUCUGACCACACGCAACAAGAAGGAGGCGCAGUUCGAUGGACUCAUUCAAUACCUGCAGGACUACAGCUUCCAGGAGCUGUUGAGCAACAAUAAUGUGGUGAUUGUGGAGCCGGUGCGUACGAAAAUCGAACGACCCUUAACAGUGGGUGUCCCAGCAUCAGCAGCAGGAGCAGCAGGCGGAACAGGAGGCGUACCACCACCAAAGCCGCCCAGGCAAAACGCACAGGUGGCCACGACGGCGCCCAAGAAGGUGAGACAGCGCCAGGUGGGCGGCUCAGGUGCGAAGCGACACUUUUUCUAUCAGCCUGUUAGAGUGAACCGCGAGCUCUAUGAGGAAGAGUUGCCCGAUCCGGAUACGGUGCGCAAUGUGCGUCGCUUCUUCGAGCAGAACAUCCUGCCCACGCCUGGCCAGGGUAUGCUCGUCCACGCGCAGCAAAAGUUCGGUGGUUCCGCCUGCCAGCUGAGUCCAAAGAGCCGGCGAGCGCAUGGCUAUCGCUAUCUGACCAUAGACACAAGCUAUGGCUCAGCAUCGAAUGGCCGCGCCUUGGCCGAGGAGCAGCCGAAGGGCAUGGAGCUGCUGGAGGAGCAAAAGGUGAAGCACUGGGACAACGCCAGCCUCUCGAGCGGCAUCUCCAGCGGUGACCUGUCCUCGCCCUGCGGCGAGUGCCACAAUCAGACCGAGGCGCUGGCCAAAGAGUCGCCCGUGACGGCAUGCAAGAACGUGCACGUGCUGGACGUGGUGAGGCGACACAACAGCAAUGCGGCGAAUGCCAAGGCCAGAGCUAAGCUGGCCAGCCGGCGCACCUGGUGCGUGGGCGGGGCGGCAGGUGACUCUCGCUACCGGCAAAUUUAUGAGCACAAUUUGGAGCAGACGCAGCUGGAGGCGGACAUGCAAGAUGAGCACGCGGGGCAGGAGAAUGAUAAUCAUGACGACGACAAUGAGGACGACGAUGCGGAGACGGACAUGUGCGACACAUAUUAUGUGAGCAAUGACGUGCUAGCUAAAAUACGAGAAUGCGGUUCUACAGUUACCUACUAUGGCGGCAGAGUGCUGGACAGAGGGGCACCCACAACCACAGCUUCGGCAGCAGCAGGGGGAGCAGGAGCAGCAAUGCAGAUAAAUCCACAGUUGAUUAAUGGAAAUUCGAGCAGUGCUACACGCUUGCGGGUGCGUCAAAUCGAGUCGUGCAAUGUUUGUCCGCCCCGUGAGAGCUGCACGCACGAGCCGGAGGAGCAGCAACAGGACUCGUAUCAGGGCAUUAAAUUCAAGCUGGUCAAGUCAAACAGCUGCAGCAGCCGACUGGAGCUGGCGGGCACGGAUGAAGGUGACUCCUUGCUGGGGGAUAGCGAGGUGGUGCGCAAAAUGGUUCAUCACUUUGAGUGCAGCCAACAGCCGCCGGCUGGCGAUGGCAAUCUGACCAUUAACAGUCAGAGCACCGCCGCCAAGAGACAAGCCCAGCACCAGGAGCAGGCGACAGCUCGUCGACAAGUGACAGUAAAUAAUCACAUCAAUGUGCUGCUGGAGGCCGUGCAGGCGGAGCUGAGUGAGUCCCAAGAUGUGCAUGAUAAGCAGAAUGGAGGCGCAGCGACUUAUCAGAGCCAGGCUAUGAAUAUACGCCUCGAUUUAAGUGCGAGGCGAGAAAAUGGCAACGCCAACGCCAACGGCAGCUGCGAUAAGCCAGGCACUAACAGCAAAGUGUGCCGCAAUAAAAAUGUGGAUUUGGCCUAUACGCUGGCCAAACAGCCGGAAGUUAAGGGCCAGCACGUUGUCAACCCGAGCACGCCCACUGCCAAUCAGCAAACAUUAACGAAUUUGACCAAGAAGCCGGAAAUCACAGCUCGUGAACAAAUCAUUGUGCCUGUGCAAAUACACCAGCCGAAGCAACAACAACAACCACAACAACAACAACCAAUAGGGAGUCAGGAGCGCCGACUGAGCAACGCGAGCAGCAGUGCAUCCAUUGUGGACAAAACUGUGGUGCGACACUACGUGGCCAAUGACAGGAGCAUCUACGAGCGCCGCAAAUACGAUGAGAUCGAGUUUGAGGAAUUCGAGAUCUACGAUCCAGCCAAAGAUCUCGAACGUCAACAGCAGGAGCAGGAGCAGCAGCAGCACGCCGAGUCGUCCGAGCACUCCGAGCCAUCGGAUCAGGCCGAGCUCUCCCGAGAYUCCAUAGACAAGAGACAGACAGACGGAGAGCUCUACGACAGCCUCGAUGACAAAAUGUAACAGAAUGCUCAAUUGGAAAACGAAGCAACGACUUUUAGGGCUUUGGGUAAACACGAUAAGGUUUAUCUUCUAAGCUGCACAUAAAUAUAUGGAAUAUAAUAUUUUAUUAGCCUAGCAUUACUUAAGCGCGCAGCUUUACAGGUAAAGCCAAAA
Molecule: messenger RNA, 6075 nt
Organism: Drosophila arizonae
Lineage: Eukaryota; Metazoa; Arthropoda; Insecta; Diptera; Drosophilidae
Gene: jv
Product: javelin
Source: RefSeq, a predicted model, not a curated record